UCAUUUUAACGUCAAUGUGACAGUUGAGGUUAGAAUUGAAAAUGUCAAGUGAUUUUUAUUUGGAAUUGUCUGAGAACCCGGUCCGUUUUGAGGCCGUCAACCAGCUCACAAAUGUCUUCUUCGACGACUCGAACAAACACGUGUUCGCGGUGCGCUCGGGUGGCGUUAUGGGAGUGGUGGUCAAAGGCCCAACAGAGUCCGACAAACCGCUCAAUUUUCGAAUGGAAGACCACGGCCCCGUCCUAUCAAUAAAAUUCUCCCUUGAUCAGAAGGUUCUGGCAGUUCAGCGCUCAAACACGUCGGUUGAGUUUAUGAAUUUUAACGGAGCGACACUCGAUUCAGAGUACUCCCAAAGCUGCAAGAAGAAUUCGAACAUUUUGGGGUUCGUUUGGUCGCAAAAUAAUGAAGUUGCGUUCAUGACCGACCACGGAAUUGAACUCUACAUGAUCAUCCCGGAAAAAAAGUCACUCAAAUACCUUAAAACCACCUCGGCGACUGUUCAGUGGUUCGUCUGGUGCUCCUUAAACAAAAUCGCGCUUCUGGCAUCGGCUCAUGGGUCGCAGCUGCAGCCUGUGCUUUUUAAACCGGGGUCAAUAAGCAAACUGCCUAAAGUUGAAACCGAACCUGGCCGUAUGGCUUUAGAACGAGACGUAACUUUGUCCACUCUGUACGACAUUCCCGCUGUUUUAAUUCUGAGACAUCAGAGUGGCCCCCAGAGUGCUGAGGUCCAUGUACACACCUUAAGUGGCCCGGGACAAGCCGCCGUUAAAACACAUGUCUUGAAAUUGGGGCUUUCUGGGAGAUUUGCGAUUAAUAUCGUUGAUGAUUUGAUUCUGGUCCAUCAUCAGGCGUCACGAAGCUCGCAAAUAUUCGACACCGCUUUACCCGGAGAAAGCGACGGUACAGUAAGGUACCACACGACAGUGGCGCCAGCUAGGUCAUUUAAACCAGCUCAAAUAACUCUGCCUGGAUUGGUUGAACCUCAAUCACACCUUUGCGAACUAUAUUCUCCAAACUGGGUUGUUUUCCAACCGAAUAUUGUAAUUGAUGCAAAACUGGGGUGUUUGUGGCACAUUAACUUGUGCUUAGCUGAGCUGUGUAGCUCAAUCACUGACUUAGCCACUUGUACACAACUAGCGCUGAAGCGGACAAACGGCAAACCAAUAUUACUCAAACUGCUUCUUGAAGCUAUAAGACAACCUAAACCGCCUUUAGACAAAUUGCAAGAAUCCUUCAACCACAUAAACAAUGUCUAUCGAGAGUGCCUGGAGGCGGAGCUGCAGUCACACACUGCCUCCCCUCCAGGGGCCCCCUCCCUGAAACCGCCCCCUCUGUCAAGGGUCCAAAUCGACCAAAUGGACAUGUACAACGAAAUUUUCCAAAAAUUAGAAGCCGACAAAGAUCUAGGCAAGCUCGAGUGGACUUUGAUUAGUUACAUGACGUCGCUUUUCGAACAAGGCAUUCCAGCACAGCACAAUCUGAACGAAUUGCUGAUUACAACGCUCGUGAAGCGAAAAAAAUUCACAGCUUUGCAACAAUUGCUCCAGUAUGGGGUGGUUUCGGAUUCCAAACCCUUGGCUUGCUUGCUCUUAUCACUGGGUAAUUUGCACCCAGCGGCGUCUCAGUUGGCGCUCGAUAUGUUGGCAAGACUGAACGCCAUUGAGGAGAUACAGGAGAUUCUCUUGAGUGAGGGGCAGGUCUUGUCGGCCCUUAAACUGGGGCAAGAAAAUGCCAACCCAAGGAAAUUUCUCCAAGCGGCCCAAAAUACAGGCGAUGACGGGAUGUUUCAUAGCGUUUUGUAUUAUUUUAAAAAUACGUCGCAGUUCGCGGGGGCUUUUAGCAAAGAUGAAAGACUGAACCAAUUCGUACAGCAGUACAACUCAACGUUUUUAGAGAAAUAACUAAUAAAUAACAUGUAUAUAUUUUAUUUGUACAAAUAAUAAAAAUAUAAAUAUCACAAA
Molecule: messenger RNA, 1961 nt
Organism: Tribolium castaneum (red flour beetle)
Lineage: Eukaryota; Metazoa; Arthropoda; Insecta; Coleoptera; Tenebrionidae
Gene: Bulli
Product: bulli
Exons: 7
Coding region: 42-1901 (619 amino acids)
Biological process (GO): regulation of autophagy
Cellular component (GO): Mon1-Ccz1 complex; lysosomal membrane; late endosome membrane
Molecular function (GO): protein binding
Source: RefSeq, a predicted model, not a curated record